Cylicocyclus nassatus is the source of this 1298-nucleotide messenger RNA. The record is from the annotation of a GenBank genome assembly. NCBI's taxonomy places the organism in Eukaryota, Metazoa, Nematoda, Chromadorea, Rhabditida, Strongylidae.
AUGAUUGCUGCGAAGAAUAUAUUCGACAAUCAGAUGCCGCAUAUCAAAUUUGAUUCGUCGGACGACGAUACAAAAAAUGUGAGUGAUAGUCGUGGUGGUGAAUCAAGAAAUCCUAUUGGUGAAGAAGCCAGGAAGAGCAGGAAGGCGCGACUGGAAGAACGUGAAGAAGCAAUGGAUAGUGAGACUGACCGCAAGAGAAGUCGCUCAGAGGGUGAACACAUGGAUGAAUCUGCUGGAUCUAAGGACCGAAAAGAGAGGCCUAGAGGAGACGACCGACGUGAGGAAAGAGAAAGGCAAAGGCCUGGAGACGAACGUCAUGAGGAAAGAGAAAGGCAUAGACCAGAUGAUAGAAGAGACAGACCUGAUGAUCAUAGGAAAAGGAGCUAUGACAAUGAUUUUGGAGGAAGGUUACGCAGAGACGAUUUUGGUGACAGGCCACGUGGUCGCGAUAGAGACAAUCGCGGAGGUCGGCAUGACGACAGGCGUCGAGAUGAUUUCAGAAGUAACGAUCGAGAUGACAGAGAUAGAUUUCAGAGGAAAGACGACAGACGAGAUUACGGCGGUCCAAGAAGAGACUUUCGCGGUGGUGGUGGACCCAGACGCGGUGGACCGGAUAGAGGAGGUGACAGAGAUCGUGGUGGGAGGAGAAGAGAUGACAGGAGAGAUAGAGACGAUCGCUCUACGUGGGAUGUAAGACCUAGUGCUGAAGAAGUUGCUAAGCAAAAGAAACUGUUGUGGGGAUCGAAACCAGCGCCAGCUGCCAGUGGAGAGACUAGUGGUGCAACCGGAGAAGCACACGACGAAGUCGUAGAUAAGAAUGCCGGAUUGUGGUCAAGCGCUAUCACGGCUAGUGGUGUUGCUGGUGAACAAGCGAACAAGUUCUUGAAGCUUAUGGGGAUAAAACAUGCUCCGCCCGUAGACCCGAGUACGACUGACAGCAAACGACUUCAAGAAGAAAGCGAGAAGCAGAAAAAAAUGAUGCGUGAUCUGGAUCGGCAGAUUCCAUCAACAGUAACAUCGUUCUUUUCUGAGGUAGCAGAAAUUGUAGUUUGCUGGAGUUGUGCGCAUGAUAUAAAACAACCUUAGGUCUGUCACCAGUGUUUUGGAAGUACAUUCAACUAUAUUCUUGUAAAGUCCAAUUCAAACAUACACUUUGUACAUAAUUUUUCUUAUUCAGAGUAUUCUUUUCUUUCCACCAUGUUUCAUGAUUUAUGGUAGUACUUUCUAGCGUCUUCUGUUGUAUGUUUUGUUACUGUUUUUGAAUUAUUCUCGUAAUCUUUAUCCAUAAAUGUAUAUGC